Molecule: messenger RNA, 1951 nt
Organism: Brassica napus (rape)
Lineage: Eukaryota; Viridiplantae; Streptophyta; Magnoliopsida; Brassicales; Brassicaceae
Product: agamous-like MADS-box protein AGL97
Exons: 1
Coding region: 706-1767 (353 amino acids)
Biological process (GO): positive regulation of transcription by RNA polymerase II
Molecular function (GO): RNA polymerase II cis-regulatory region sequence-specific DNA binding; protein dimerization activity; DNA-binding transcription factor activity, RNA polymerase II-specific
Source: RefSeq, a predicted model, not a curated record
UGUACCAUAAUCUACACUGUCGUUGAUGAAGCUUUGAUCAAAGGGUCCUCCAGCAUUCUCGUUACCUCCUCAAGUGUUUUUUUUUUCUCAUAAACAAGGUAACUUCUAACCAUUCUGAUUCCCUUUUAGUAUUUACAAGCUUGCAGGUUGGUCUAAUUGGGAAACCUGGAAACACUACUUGUAGUCUGAACAUAUUGAGUUCAGGUGGUCUUGUAUUCUAUGUGACGUAAAGAAUAGCAACAAACUAGUGCGAGUAGACAAAUUACUCCGUUCUCUAAAUUGAAAAACGGCACCACUUUGACCUACACGGUCGGUUUACGUUGAGUUCGAUUUAAGAUAUUACAAAACCGGUUAAGAGGUUUUCUUCUUGAAUAGGUUUGGAAUUGGAUCACCAGUAAACCGGCAUCGGCUUAGACUCUACUAAUAACGCGGGGAAAAAAAAGAAAACAAAAGGCUAUAAUUGGUUUAACUAAACCGGAUCGCCGACAUUUAGUAAGAUUUUCCAUUUUUUUUGGACAACAGAAUCGAAAUAAGAUUUUUCUUAUUUUAUUACCGUUUACGUAGAAUCCAAUCCAUCACUAAUUUGUUGACUUAUAUAUAUAUAUACUGAGAGAGAGAUCAGAGUCCACCGAUCACUUUGCUUUGUCCACACGCUAAACAAAACAAAAAAAUCACUUUGCUGAGUCUAUUUUUUCACGAACGAGAAUGGUGAAAGGCACAAAGAGGAAAGCUACGAUGGAGAAGAUCACGAAACGCGAAUCUGCGGCAACGACUUUCACGAAACGAAGCUUCGGUCUCCAUAGCAAAGUCUCACAGCUCUGUCUUCUCACCGGCGCACAGAUCGCCGUGUUGGCAACACCUCCUUCUGCCAACUCCAACGUAAGCUUCUUCUCCUUCGGUCACUCUUCGGUUGACUCCAUCGUUAACGCUUUUCUCACGGGAGAGAGACCUGCUGUCCGAGAAGAAAUAGAUGAUCACGAGGAGGACCUUGGGAUUUGUCUCGCAAGAAAAGAGUUAGGGUUGCCUCAGUGGUUGGAGGACGAUUCUCUUCUCAAAUCUAAGAAUCCCCAAGAACUGUCCCAUGCCAUCAACUCCAUGUCUAGGUUGUUGUCAAAAAUCAAUGAGUUGCGUGCUCAAGACGCAGAGGCAGAGCCUCCUCUGAAGAAACAGAAGAAGAAGAACGAAGAGACAACGCAGAAAACAGAACCCACGGUGCAACAAACCCUAGUUCUCCCGUCCGGUUCCAGUGACAAAACCCUAGAUUACAACAACAAUAAUGUUAUGAGAGAUGAGGAGCUUGAUCAGAUCAUGUCUACUUGUGAUAGUUUUGGUCUUCCACACAACAACAACAAUAACUCCUUGGAGGAGAUUGAUUUUGAUCAACUAAUUGAUCUGGAUUUAGAUUUUGAUUUCGAUUCUGACAAUAACGAGGCGAUGAAGAUGACAGAGCCCUUGGAUCAACCUCUCAUUCUCCCAUCCGAUAUUUGUGGCGCUCCAGACAACAACAACAACAACACCUAUUCAACUGGAGAGAUGAGCUUAGAUUACGGGAUUGAUACCAGUUCAGUCUUCGUUGAUGAUUCUCUUUUGGAGUCUGCAAUGAACUGCGUUGCUUCUGUUGAUGGCUUUGUGGAGACUAUUUCUACUCAAGAGCAGCUUCAGGAGACUACUAUUGCUUUGAACUCUGUAGCUUGUGAUGAUGCCUCCUCUGCUUUCAAUGAAGAUGACAUCAACUUCUCUGAUUUUCUCACUCAGUUUCUGCAAUAACAACAGUAUAUGGUUUAUUAGUUAACUUCUUUGUAUACUUACUUUUUUUAUUGUGUUUCACACUGAUGUAUGUAACAAAUGAAGGGUCUUGUUUGAUCUCUCAUCAGUUUUCCAUAUCGGUAGGGAAUUGAUCAGACUCAAACAGCUCACCUUCAGUUUUGGAUUAAUGGUAAGACUGUGUUCU